GCAUGCACUGCUAUGAUAGGACCGUUUUUCCUUUCCUUUCUUGUCCUUUUAUGGAUAGUUUUCAUGGUUGCUCUUUCUUUCCUUUCAUGUCUGAGUACCUACUUUGGCGAAAUGCUCCUUCCUGAUACACCUAUCUGUGGCAGAUACCCGAUGACAGUGAACCGGUAGUUUACCUACUUUCCUAGACAAAUGAGACUUCG
Molecule: messenger RNA, 200 nt
Organism: Amorphotheca resinae ATCC 22711
Lineage: Eukaryota; Fungi; Ascomycota; Leotiomycetes; Helotiales; Amorphothecaceae
Exons: 1
Coding region: 13-168 (51 amino acids)
Source: RefSeq, a predicted model, not a curated record